AUGGCCGCAGUCAGAGCGCUCGUCCUCGCGUGCGUGCUCCUCCUCGUGUCGACGUCCGCCUUGGCGCAGCGUGGUCCGCCUGGCGGAGGUCCUCCCGGCGGUCAGCGCGGAGGCCCUGGCGCCGGUUCCGGCGGACCCGGCGGACCCGGCGGUCCCGACGGUCCCGGUGGUCCCGGCGGUCGCGACGGUCCCGGCGGGCCUGGCGGACCGCGCGGUCCUCCGCUGAACCUCACCGCCGUCGGGAAUCUGACGGCCGAUAUCGGCGCGCAGCUCGCCAACUGCACCGUGGAUCAGAAAACCCUCAACGGCAGCUUCCACCUCGCCGUCUUCAAGAAUUCUACCGGAAAUUACAACCUUCUCGUCGAAGCUCUCCUUGUCGAUGCGGCGGGCGGUCCGCCCGACUCGCUGGCGAUCGUGAAGGGCGCCGUGUGCGACGCCACCGCGACGGACGUGCUCGCGCUGCCGCUCGCCGCGGCGGACUGGCAGCAGCGCGCGGGGUGGUGGCUGCUGCACGCGGAGGCGCGCCUCGACGCGUUCCUCGAGAACGCGGACGCCGCCACCCUCGACGCGCUGCUCGCCGUGCUCCCCACCGCCUCGCCUCCGCCCACCAGCAGCGGCGGCGCGCGCAACGGCGGAGGCAGCAGCGCCGGCGGAGGCGGCGCCAGCGGGGGCAGCGCGGGGGGCGCGCGGAACGGGCAGGGCGGGAGGCGCAUGGGGCGGGAGCUGCUGAUGGGAUCAUUCGGCCGCGCGGCCAGGCAGGGGGGACAGAAGCAGGGGGGACAGAAGCAACAGGGGGGAGCGCAGCAGGCGCCUGCAGUGAGCGGGUAUGCUGUGCUGGCGGGCAGCAGCGCAGCAGUCAUUGCCGCCGCUGCUGCUGCUGGUUUGGGCGUUGGAACCCAGCAUGUUGCAGCUGCUCUGGAUCAUGGGCAGCUGGAGUAG
Closterium sp. Naga37s-1 is the source of this 939-nucleotide messenger RNA. NCBI's taxonomy places the organism in Eukaryota, Viridiplantae, Streptophyta, Zygnematophyceae, Desmidiales, Closteriaceae. The record is from the annotation of a GenBank genome assembly.